Messenger RNA from Propithecus coquereli (Coquerel's sifaka), 5069 nucleotides. It is a transcript of the gene MKNK2, whose product is annotated as MAP kinase interacting serine/threonine kinase 2. The transcript has 13 exons. Gene Ontology annotation, molecular function: ATP binding; calcium-dependent protein serine/threonine kinase activity; calcium/calmodulin-dependent protein kinase activity. The record is from RefSeq and is a predicted model, not a curated record. Gene Ontology annotation, cellular component: nucleus; cytoplasm. The coding region runs from base 1790 to 3046 and encodes 418 amino acids. Gene Ontology annotation, biological process: peptidyl-serine phosphorylation; intracellular signal transduction; protein autophosphorylation. NCBI's taxonomy places the organism in Eukaryota, Metazoa, Chordata, Mammalia, Primates, Indriidae.
CAGGGGCCCCACAGGGCCUGGCCCAGGGGACGCAGUGAUGUCAGCCGGCCGCCCCACCCCGCAGGCCCCGGUUAUGUAAUGGCCUCCCCAGCUUCCUUGGGCAGGGACCUGUUGCCCGGUGGAAGGCAGGACUGUGUGUGUGCUGUAUGUGGUGUGUACACACACCGCGCACCAGGGUGGGAGGAACAAGCGGAGCCUGCUCAGAACAAUUCCCAGGCCUGUCCAGCCAGUGUCCCGGGCCAGCUCCCCAACCCCUGCCGCAUGCCUGUCACCUGCGUUUUCCCCCAGGGCAGCGGCCGCCCUCAGAGUGUCCGGGGCUGGGCGGGACAGGGCUGGACCUGAGACAUCUCUGACCGUGGGCUUUCCCCUCCUGGGGCUGGGCGUGAGCCGAGACCAGGUCAGUGCAUGGAGCCAGUGAGGCAGCCAAAGCAAACUCGAACUUUCUGGAUGGUUCCAGCUGCCUCUUGCCAAGGACUGCUGACUUGCGUCCUGCAGCCAGACCCAGGGCGGGCUGGCCCAGGACCGCCCACGCCGCUCGGGACUGGGGUGGCCUCUGUGCAUGGCCGCUGGACAGCCCCACUCAGAGUUGGGACCCGGGUGGGGGUGGCCAGGAGGGGCUCCUCCAAGUGGCCAGGGUCUGGUCACGCUAGGAAUCCCCUCCCACGACCCCACCAGCUCCCUUGGGGGAGCCCUGCCCCUGUCAGCCACAACGCAUCGGGGAGGACGUGUGCAGGCACGCUGGGAAUGUGGAGGUUCCCAGACAGCGGGUGUCUGCCUUGGGUCCUCCUGCUCGAGGACACGGGAGUGAUAGUACCCAGCGCCCAGUGGAGACAGCAGAUCUGUCCCUUCCCCACGGUCGCUCUGGCCUGCCCAUCUGUCUCUGCUUUUCUGAGUUGGAGGCCGUGACGGGCUUGUGGGAACGGUGACCAGAUAUAGCCAGGCUCAAACGGGGCCCUGCAGCCCCGAGUCCUUUCACCCUCUCGAGGGCCCACGGGUUGCAGGCACCUGCCUCCUGUCCCCCCGACAGGCCCAAGGUGGUCACUAGGUCAGGGUCAGAGAGCGAGCGAGAGCCGUGCCUGGCUUUUGAGUCUAGUCACCCCCAUUUUGUGGUGGCCCCAGGGUGGCCACCGGGCCCUCUGGAUGGGGGACCUUAUCUGAGCCGGGUGUGCCUGGCACCCUGUGGGGUGGCUGAAGUGCCCCCUGCUCCCCUCCCCUCCCGGUCUCCUAGCAACUAUCUGCCCAGGGCAGGGUGGGCAGGAGGCAGGGAUGGCAGCCUGGUUCUCAGACCCUCCCACUGUCUGGCUGCCACCUGCCCCUCUGUGCCAGGCGAGGUGUCGGGCCCGGCCUCUCUGCGCUGGGCUUUGCCAGAUGACCCUCCUGUCAGAGCCCUCCCCCACUUGUCUAGGGCCUCAGAGACGGGGAGCUACUCAGCCCAGGCCACCCAGCAUCCUCGCUGGGACUAGGACCUGCCACCACAUCUGCAGACCCCUUGUCUGCGAAGCCCUCCUGGCUGGGGAUGCUGACUUAGAGCGUAGAGCUCAGCCGCACAGGAGCCAGGCCCCGCCCCCUCCCGCGAGGGACCCUCCAUCCCCGACUGGAUCACACCCACUCCGCAGAAAAAGUCUUUCCAGCCGUCGGGUGUCUGGCCUAGGAAAAGGUCCGUCAGACCUCCAGUGUCCUCCCACCCCAGGGGCAGAACCCUUUCGAGCUGGCCUUCUCCCUAGACCAGGCCCACCACGGGGACCCUGAGGACCCUGACUUCAGCCUGCAGCGCGCGGCCCACCCUGACAUGCCCACCAGCCAGCCCAUUGACAUCCCGGACGCCAAGAAGAGGAGCAAGAAGAAGAAGCGCAGCCGAGCCACCGACAGCUUCUCGGGCAGGUUCGAAGACGUCUACCAGCUGCAGGAGGACGUGCUCGGGGAAGGCGCCCACGCUCGCGUGCAGACCUGUGUCAACCUCAUCACCAAUCAGGAGUACGCCGUGAAGAUCAUCGAGAAGCAACCGGGCCACAUUCGGAGCAGGGUUUUUCGGGAGGUGGAGAUGUUGUAUCAGUGCCAGGGACACAGGAAUGUCCUAGAGCUGAUUGAGUUCUUCGAGGAGGAGGACCGCUUCUACCUGGUGUUUGAGAAGAUGCGGGGUGGUUCUAUCCUGAGUCACAUCCACAAGCGGCGGCACUUUAACGAGCUGGAGGCCAGCGUGGUGGUGCAGGACGUGGCCAGUGCCCUGGACUUCCUGCACAACAAAGGCAUUGCCCACAGGGAUCUGAAGCCCGAAAACAUCCUCUGCGAGCACCCCAACCAGGUGUCCCCAGUGAAGAUCUGCGACUUCGACCUGGGCAGUGGCAUCAAGCUCAACGGAGACUGCUCCCCCAUCUCCACCCCGGAGCUGCUCACGCCGUGCGGCUCGGCUGAGUACAUGGCCCCCGAGGUGGUGGAGGCCUUCAGCGAGGAGGCCAGCAUCUACGACAAGCGCUGCGACCUGUGGAGCCUGGGCGUCAUCUUGUACAUCUUGCUCAGCGGCUACCCGCCGUUCGUGGGCCACUGCGGCAGCGACUGCGGCUGGGACCGCGGGGAGGCCUGCCCUGCCUGCCAGAAUAUGCUGUUCGAGAGCAUUCAGGAGGGCAAGUACGAGUUCCCCGACAAGGACUGGGCCCAUAUCUCCCUCGCCGCCAAAGACCUCAUCUCCAAGCUGCUUGUCCGUGACGCCAAGCAGCGGCUGAGUGCUGCCCAAGUCCUGCAGCACCCUUGGGUGCAGGGGUGUGCCCCAGAGAACACUCUGCCCACGCCCAUGGUCCUGCAGAGGAACAGCUGUGCCAAAGACCUCACGUCCUUUGCGGCCGAGGCCAUCGCCAUGAACCGGCAGCUGGCCCAGCGCGAAGAGGAUUUGGCGGAGGAGGAGGCCGCGGGGCAGGGCCAGCCCGUCCUCGUCCGAGCUACCUCACGCUGCCUGCAGCUGUCCCCGCCCUCCGAGUCCAAGCUGGCCCAGCGGCGGCAGAGAGCCAGCCUGUCCGCGGCCCCCGUGGUCCUCGUGGGAGACCGCGCCUGACGCCCUCCCGCUUUCCCUCUGUACAUAGGUGCCCCCCAGAUCUAAACUUUUUUUAAGCUAUCUCGAGCCCGCGACCCGCGGGCCGCCCCCUCCUCUGGCUACGUUCCCCAGCGUUAAGCUCAGCGGAGGGGCUGGUUUUUUUAUAGAAGGUUUUUGCUUUGGGGUUUUUUUCCCUUUUUUUCCUGUUCCCCCCUCCCCAUUUCUUUCAUUUUUUUCCUUUUGAUGGGGUGGAGAGCGGAGGGUGCCUGUGGCUGGGUUUUUCCUGUCCCCAAGCUUGCCCAGACUGCCAAGAUCACUGUGCCCCGCCGCCACCUCCUCGCCCCCGUCGCCUGCACAGUGACUCGGGAGCCUGCUUCCAGCCAGUUUGCCAUCUCCCAGGGCUGAGGGGCACAGGACGUCCCCUCCCCAUGUCUGCCUCCCCAGCCCUCAGAAUUUUCAGGGAUGGCUCCCCCUUCCCGCUCGUGUCGCAGGAACCGCAGCUCCUGAAUCCCUCACCCCAGACACCCUGGUGGCUUGGCAGGGCAGGGGGUGCCCUGUCUCCAGAGGGUGGGCCUGGGUGCAGGUGGGCAGGGGAGAGGGUGACCCACCCUCUGAGUCCCCAGACCCUUGCCCAAGCACCCUGUCCCCAUGAGAGUUGACAAUCGGGGCUUCCAACUCCAGCUGUCCGGGCCCCUGAUGGUGGGACUCGACCUCUGACCUUGACCUUAAACUGCAGCUCACGUCGGGGACACCCAUAGCCUCCUCCCUGCCCCACCAAGGACUGAAGCAGCAGGAGCCAGGCAUCUGCCAGGCCACGGCAGGUGGGAGGGGCUGGACAGGCGCCCGUCAGCCAACCUGGGGGUCCCCAGCACCCCCUCGGGGCACCCGAGUGCCCCUUCUCAGGGCUCAGUCUGACCAUGGCCACGUCUUGCCCCGCGCCCCCACUCAGGUCUGGCACAGAAGCUGUCGGCCCCUCCCCAUCCCCACGGCUGGGGCCAGACCCGGGGGUCCCGCUGACUCCCCCACCCUCGAGGGCAGCGUUUUUGGUCUGCCCACCUUCAGGAAAAGGGCCGCCGCUGCCACAGCCUCGGCCUCUCUUUGGGCACCCAGGAAUGGCGGGGAAGGGUCUGCUCGGUCCCCCACCCCCUGCUCGGCGGUGAAGUACUAUGCAAUACGAGUUUCCAUUUUUCUAUGUGCACAUGUGGCUCUGCUGGUCGGGGGGUAGCAGCUGGGGUGUCGCUUCCCGGCCAGCCCAGCCCGGGGUGCGCUCAGGUGUCUGCCAGGGCAGCCCCUCUGGCCUCUAAACCGCGGUCGGGGAUUUUCGUCGUGUUUAGUUAGUUUUUUAAAGAAAACAUCAGUUGACUUCGCUUCCCUGUUAUUGAAGAAUACUUGAAUGUCGGAGGGGCCUCUGGGUGGGGGGCUCAGAUACCGUCUGCCCAGCCCCCCACCCCCCUCCCAAAUCUCCUACGAUUGUCACAGUCUGGUGGCUGGUGGGAGUGUCACGCCCUCUCCGGUCCCCUGCCCUCCUGUAUCUGUGGACUGGCCUUUCCAAAGACCCGGCGUGGGGUGGGGGGAGGCCUCCUGCCCCCGCAUCAUCUCUCGCCCAGCAGUGAUUCCAUGUUUUGCAACUGGGGAUUUUCUGCCUUUUUGUAUAAAAGAACAAACGCUGCAGGCGCCAAUGGCCGUUGUACCUGGAAAUCUUGGCGGCUGCAGCUUCUGUUUUUCUGAAGGUGGGACAGUCACUUCCUCUCUCCCCCCACCCUGUCGCGUGGCGGCCCGGAGGACUGGUAACCGUUAACUGUGAAUGAGCGGAAGAUCUGGAGCGGCCUGGGCGCUGGGGAACCGCCAUACAUCAAUGUCAAGAUGUUCAAAACAAACAAAAAAAAAACCUCAAAAUUUUUUUAAAGUGGGGGAAAAACAUCCAAGCACUUUAAUUCCAUUGUACCAGGUGAACUGAUCGAGCUCAAACGUUUUCCUUUCCACCAACUGUCGAAAGCCGGAAUUUUGUAUUCUGUUUUGUAAGGAUUUAAUAAAAGUCGUAAAA